Messenger RNA from Sceloporus undulatus (fence lizard), 2052 nucleotides. It is a transcript of the gene C9, whose product is annotated as complement C9. The record is from RefSeq and is a predicted model, not a curated record. The coding region runs from base 104 to 1879 and encodes 591 amino acids. The transcript is spliced from 12 exons. Gene Ontology annotation, cellular component: membrane attack complex. Lineage: Eukaryota; Metazoa; Chordata; Lepidosauria; Squamata; Phrynosomatidae. Gene Ontology annotation, molecular function: protein binding. Gene Ontology annotation, biological process: immune response.
UUGUUCUAGUAAUAAAUAACAAAAGGAAGGGAGUAAAAGCCUUCAGUUUCAGUAUCCCUGCCGUCUCUACUCUGACACAGACAUUAUUAACAAGAACAGUGCCAUGUCUACUUUCUUGCUUCUCAUAGGGGCACUCUUCAUUUUAGGAAUAAAUAGCUUUACCUCAGCAGAGAAGAUAAGGUUGCCAAGAGAACCCAAUGAGCCACCACCCAUUGAUUGCUUGCUGAGUGACUGGAGUGAGUGGGGGCCGUGCCAUCCCUGUGCAAACGAAAGGUAUCGCUCCAGGAGUGUCUUGAAGUAUGGGCAGUUUGGAGGAAAGGCAUGCAUGGAACCCCUGGGACACAGAGAAAACUGUCAGCCUGACACCCCCUGCAUUGAGGAAGAAGUGGAAUGUGGCAAAGACUUCAAGUGUGAAAAUGGACACUGUAUAAAGACAAGGUUGGUUUGUAAUACAGAGGAUGACUGUGGAGACAUGUCCGAUGAAGCAGAUUGUGAUACUUACCGCACUGAACCCUGUCGUGAUCGUAUUCUUGAUGUAUCCGAGCUUGGACUAAUUGCUGGCUGGGGUAUUAACAUUCUAGGAAUGAAACCACAGGCAAGCCCAUUUAACAACGAGCUUUUCAAUGGAAUGUGUAACAGAGUCCGCGAUGGUAAUAGUGGCACAUAUUAUCGCAUACCUUGGAAUGUUGCUGGGCUACAUUAUGAGACACGAGGAGAUAAACGCAUCAGAGCUGCGUACUACGAGGACCAGGUGACUUCCCUGAAAGAAAUGCUAAGUGAAACACAGCAAAAUUUUCAGAUAUCUUUAUCUCUGAAAAUGAAUCCUACUGAGACAGAAGAAACAAACAGUUCACUCUCAUUAGAUCACAAGAUGGAAUUUACAUCUUCUAAAACCAGUAGCAUCAGUGACUUCUUAAAUGAGUCCAAAGGAAAAAAACAAGCUUUUUUACAUGUGAAAUCAAACAUUGAACUAGGAUCGUUCAUCAUGCGAUCACGCGAUCUUCGUCUGACUGACUUGUUCCUUGAUGAUUUAAAAUAUCUGCCCACUACAUAUGACAAAGGAGAAUAUUAUAAAUUUCUGGAAACAUAUGGAACUCAUUAUGCACGGAGGGGAACUUUUGGAGGAAAAUAUGAAUUACUAUAUGUGUUGGACAGUGAAAAAAUGACACGGGAAGGAAUUACCAUAUCAGAUGUAGAGAGAUGUCUGGGUUUUAAUAUGGAUUUUGAUUUAGCAACUGCUGGUUUGGAAUCCAAGCAUUCUCUUUCCAAUCGUGACUGCAAAACUGACAAAAUUAAAAAAGUUGACAACAGGCUUGAACAUUCAAUUAUUAAUGAUGUGGUCUCUAUAGUUCAAGGAGGGAAGACUGCUGUUUUAGUUCGUCUAAAGGAACAGUUGUCAACAGGUAACCGGGUUAUUGAUAUUGAGGACUAUGUCCAGUGGGCUUCUACGCUUCCUGAUGCUCCUGUUGUAAUAAAACAAGAGACAAAUCCAAUCUCUGAGCUUAUACCACUGAAGAUGCCUGACUCCAGGAUAAAAAAACGAAAUCUUGACAGAGCAGUAGAAGACUAUAUUGCUGAAUACAGUGUAUGCAAAUGUCAGCCCUGCCAAAAUGGUGGAACUGUACUGCUCCUGAAUGGAAAGUGUGAAUGUGGAUGUACAGCUUAUUUCAAAGGAAAAGCCUGCCAGAUACCCACAACAACAUUUGUCUCAGGUCAGGUAGCCAUUGAUGGAGGAUGGAGCUGCUGGUCUGACUGGUCUGCAUGUAAGGGAGAAAAGCGCACUCGGACCAGGCAAUGUAAUAAUCCUGCACCUGCAUCUGGGGGAAAGCCAUGUGCAGGAUCAGAUACACAAACAGGAUAUUGCUCAGAUGAAGAGUAAUAAUAGGAAGUCCAAAGCAGGUGUUUGAUGGGAAAGUAACACAGCCUGAAUGACCCUCGGAUCUACAAAUUAUGCUUUCUACUUUCAAAGAAAUAUAAAAGAAAUGCCAAAUGAUCACUGGAUCUCAGUUUGUUGUUAUUUUUAAAUAGUCUAAAAUAAACUUGUUGAUGGCA